CGCAGCAUGGUCACACUGAUUGCAUUUUAAGGGGGAGGGGGCGUUAACUUGCGAAUUAAUGACUGCAACUAACUUAGACGCCCACCGAAGGCCCCAAAAUGGACUCUACUGCCACUCGCACGCUGCCUUUUGUGUACAAGUACAAGAAUCAUGAAGGGAAGGACUGCGAGUCCCGGCUGGACAUCACGUUUCCCUUCGACCAGGAGAACUUGGAGGAGUGUGUUACCCAGUUGAUGGCUCCAUCCCAGAUGGAUCCCAUGAUGAGGUAUUUGGACGAGAAUAUCAAUCUGGAAAAGGAGCUUCAGCAGUUUGUGGACACGGAGCAGCAAAAGUUCUUGGAUGACCAAGCGGAAAAGCUUCUCAAUCAGUUGGCCAACGAUGAGCUGGACAUCGAGGUUAUUGUGCGUGACACGGAGCGGUUGUAUAAGGAUGAAUUGCUGCAGUUUGCCGAUCGUGUGGGACCCAGCGACGCGGAUAUCUUCGCACAGAGUUUCCAUAGGCUGGUGCACUCGUCCUCGCUGGAGGAGAUCCUUAAGCGGGAGAGAACUUACGCCAAGAUCGUGUCCGACAUGACCGAGCACAUGGACAGCGAGGUGGAGACGCUUAACAACUCGCAACAGCAGGAGAUGGACAGCCAGAUCAACCAGUUGGAUAUCACCACCACCUCGGAGGAUAUCAACAAUCUUCUGGCCCAACAGUACACCACGCAGAAUUUCGUGCGCAAGCGCUACGAAUCGGAGCUGGAGGCCAUGAUGGGUCAUCAGAAAAAUGAGUAUAGGGAUUGGAUAACCAGCCAAGUCAGCCAGAUGUUCCAGGUAUCGCCGGUAGCCACGCCGCUAGGCAAUCGCUCCUCGAUGUUUGUCUCGCAACAGCCUUCGAUGGAGGAGAGCUUCACCAUUCAUUUGGGCUCCCAACUGAAGCAUAUGCACAACAUCCGCAUCCUUAGUGCAAAUGUCACGGAGCUCUGUAGCCCACUGCACGCCGAGGAGAGUCUCAAUGGCUUGAACAUGGCUUUGGGAUUGUAUUCAAGCUCCCUUAGCGGCGUCGUUGUGUUGACCCCAUCGAUUCAGGCGCAAGCCAACAAGAGUAUCAUUAAGAACGCAAACAAAUCCACCGAGUUCCACUUUGAACAGAUCGAUGUUCAGCUGGAGAAGAUCGAGAAGCAGAUCAAGAACCUAAGCCCUGCAGACUCGAGUGGCAGCAGCAACAGUAACAGCAGUGCCGAGGGCAGCGCCACACCUUCGCCGACCAAAAAGAGCGUGCCCAGGCUGAAAACGGGAGACUUCUUCAUCACCAAGCACUCGAAUCUCUCGCAAACGCAUGUCAUUUUCCACCUGAUUUCAGACGAACCCAUCAACAGUCCGAGUGAGAUUAACUCAAGACAUCCGGUCAUCUUGGGAUUAAGAAACAUACUGAAAACAGCCAGUAGACAUGAUAUUACCACGCUGACCAUUCCGGCUCUGCUGCGUCAUGAGAUGAGCGAGGACAUGACUGUCCAGUGGUGCAUACGUAGAGCUGAGCUUGUUUUCAAAUGCGCCAAGGGAUUUAUGAUAGAAUCCGCAUCUUGGGGAGGCGCAGAGUUAAGCACCUUGCAACUGCUACUGCCCGAUGACAUAUCAGAGAGCCUGUUCACCACGCUGGCGGGAAUGGUGCCCAGUGUGUUCCACGUGGCCAAUCCCAAGAUACUUGUGGACACCAGCAAGUAGAC
This is a messenger RNA of Drosophila ficusphila, 1708 nucleotides long. RefSeq names its product protein C12orf4 homolog. NCBI's taxonomy places the organism in Eukaryota, Metazoa, Arthropoda, Insecta, Diptera, Drosophilidae. The transcript has 3 exons. Gene Ontology annotation, cellular component: cytoplasm. The record is from RefSeq and is a predicted model, not a curated record. Bases 99 to 1706 code for a protein of 535 amino acids.